AUGGCUUCUACAUACGACCAGGCUAGCAAGGCUGAAGCCAACGGCGGUGGCACCGAUUCUGAGCAUCUGGAAAGGCUCCGAACGGCCGCUGGGCAUCUGGAUGACCGGACGCAGCCAUCUCUGCCGGUUGUACAUCGCAGCUUCGCGAACCCAUCGCCCCUGGGUCUUCUUUCCUUUGCGACAGGGAUAUUCUUGAUCUCAAUCUACGGCGUUAAUGCGAGGGGAGUCAUUAUCCCCAACGUCCUGGUUGGCGUUCUGAUCUUCUUCGGCGGAAUAUGUCAGUUUAUCUCUGGCAUAAUGGAGUUUAUCUCAGGCAACACGUUUGGCGCCACGGUGUUCCCAUCUUACGGGGCUUUCAACCUCUCCUACGCAAUGAUCUACCUGCCCGGAUCCGGCAUUCUUGCAGCCUAUACGGACAGCUCUACCGGCGCUCUCAGCCCAGAUUUCAAUCAGGCACUGGCUAUGUACAUUUGGGCUUGGUUCAUACUAACAGUCAUCUUCACAAUCGCGGCUAUGAGAAGCUCCUGGAUCUUGUUCCUCGAUCUAGUUUUCCUGGAUGUUGUGCUGAUACUCCUGGCUUCUGGAUUCAUGGUUGGAAGUACAACUGUGCUGACGGCAGGCUAUGCAUUCGGAUUCAUAGUCGCCUUCCUUAGUUACUGGGCUGGCUGCGCUGGACUUUGGGCCGGCGGUAUCACCCCCAUUGACCUGCCCACUUUUACGAUGUACAAGCAAGGCUAA
Coniosporium apollinis CBS 100218 is the source of this 738-nucleotide messenger RNA. RefSeq lists its product as uncharacterized. The transcript is spliced from 4 exons. Bases 1 to 738 code for a protein of 245 amino acids. Lineage: Eukaryota; Fungi; Ascomycota; Dothideomycetes. The record is from RefSeq and is a predicted model, not a curated record. Gene Ontology annotation, cellular component: plasma membrane. Gene Ontology annotation, molecular function: acetate transmembrane transporter activity.